AUGGAACCCACCGUAGAUGACUUGCAGCUUGUGCCCCCGGCAACCAAGGAAGUCCCUGCCCCGGAUGUCAUGUGCUGCCGAGCAGCCAUCACUGGACUGGUGGUCAUCAGCAUAGUCAUCCUCAACUUGGGAGUCUUUUCCGCCUUCCUCUCCAUGCAGAGUGUCCACAUGGACCACACGGCCAGGCUGCAGGGCAUCCGCUGGGCCAGGAGCUUGCAGGAGGAGGCCUCGGAUUACUACUGCACACUGACGCCUGCACUGGAAGCACUGCUGCACUUCCAGCUACGAGCCCUCCAGCCUCUGAGCCGGGGUGUGGAGGAAGAGCUACUACAGCAGGGGAUCCAGGCAAGGCUGCAGGAACAGGACAUCCCCCUAGCUGCCUAUGGCACCAUUGUGUCAGCAGAGCUUGUGGGAAGCCAUGAGGGGCCACUGGCAGAAAGAGACCUAAAAUCAGGCCACUGUCCAGAGAGCUCCUUUUCCUGCCAGAAUAGCCAGUGUGUGACCAAAGUGAACCCGGAGUGUGACGACAGAGCAGACUGCACUGAUGGAUCUGAUGAGGCGCACUGUGACUGUGGUUUGCAGCCUGCCUGGAAGACAGCUGGCAGGAUUGUGGGCGGUGUGGAGGCAUCCCCAGGGGAGUUCCCUUGGCAAGUCAGCCUUCGAGAAAAUAAGGAGCACUUCUGUGGGGCCACCAUCAUCAGUGCCCAAUGGCUGGUGUCUGCCGCCCACUGCUUCAAUGAAUUUCAAGACCCAACGGAGUGGGUGGCCUAUGUGGGCACAACUUACCUCAGCGGCUCUGAGGCCAGCGCUGUGAGGGCCCGGGUGGCGCGGAUCAUCAAGCACCCUCUUUACAACUCAGACACGGCUGACUUCGACGUGGCGGUACUGGAGCUGAGCCGCCCACUGCCCUUGGGCAGGUACAUCCAGCCCGUGUGCCUCCCGGCGGCCUCGCACAUCUUCCUACCCAGCAAGAAGUGUCUGAUCUCGGGCUGGGGCUACCUCAAGGAGGACUUCUUGGUCAAGCCAGAGGUGCUGCAGAAAGCCACUGUGGAGCUGCUGGACCAGGCCCUAUGUGCCAGCCUGUACGGCCACUCGCUCACAGACAGGAUGUUGUGUGCUGGCUACCUGGAUGGGAAGGUGGAUUCCUGCCAGGGUGACUCAGGAGGCCCCCUGGUCUGUGAGGAGCCCUCUGGCAGGUUCUUUCUGGCUGGCAUCGUGAGCUGGGGAAUUGGCUGUGCAGAAGCCCGGCGUCCGGGGGUCUAUGCCCGAGUCACCCAGCUGCGGGACUGGAUUCUGGAGGCGACCACCAUGACAAGGCUGCCCCUGGCCCCCACAGUGGCACUUGCCCCUGUCACCCCCAGUGGGCCCACCAGCCCGGAGAACCCCACCAAACCCACACCGGCCCCUAGCACUGUGCCUUUAGAUCCAGUCACUGCUCCUAAGCCACAAGACUGCGGGGCCAGACCCGCGAUGGAGAAGCCCACUCGGAUAGUGGGUGGGUUUGGAGCUGCUUCUGGGGAGGUGCCCUGGCAGGUCAGCCUGAAGGAGAGUUCCCGGCACUUCUGUGGAGCCACUGUGGUGGGAGACCGCUGGCUGCUGUCUGCUGCCCACUGCUUCAACCACACCAAGGCAGAGCUGGUGCAGGCUCACCUGGGCACAGCGUCCCUCCUGGGCCUGGGUGGCAGCCCAGUGAAGGUUGGGCUGCAGAGGGUGGUGCUGCAUCCACUGUACAACCCCGGCACCCUGGACUUCGACCUGGCUGUUCUGGAGCUGGCCAGCCCUGUGGUCUUCAACAAGUACAUCCAGCCGCUCUGCUUGCCCCUGGCCAUUCAGAAGUUCCCUGUGGGCCGCAAGUGCAUGAUCUCAGGGUGGGGUAACACACAAGAAGGAAAUGCUACUAAGCCUGACCUUCUGCAGAAGGCAUCUGUGGGGAUCAUUGACCAGAAGACGUGCAGUGUGCUCUACAACUUCUCCCUCACAGACCGGAUGAUCUGUGCCGGGUUUCUGGAAGGCAGAGUAGACUCCUGCCAGGGUGAUUCUGGGGGCCCUCUGGCCUGUGAGGAGACCCCUGGCGUGUUCUACCUGGCAGGGAUCGUGAGCUGGGGGAUCGGCUGUGCACAGGCCAAGAAACCUGGUGUGUACGUGCGGAUCACCAGGCUGAAGGGCUGGAUCCUGGAGACUAUGUCCUCCCGUCCCUUCCCUGUGUCUCCCCCCUUGACCACAAGGGCACCAGUCCCCUCCAGCCAUCCCUCCAGCACAAUGGCUGGCUUCACAGUCCCAUUCGUCACCACCAGUAGACCCACCUCCAGAGCCACCAGCCAACCUGCCAACGUGACUGUAUCCACCAUGAGCACCACUGCUAGGGAAUACUCGCCACUGGCAGAUGCCCCUGAGACCACCAUGCACUCUCAGCUACCAGACUGUGGCCUAGCGCCAGCCAUGGCACUGACCAGGAUCGUGGGUGGCAGUGCUGCAAGCCUCGGGGAAUGGCCAUGGCAAGUGAGCCUGUGGCUGCGGCGCCGGGAGCACCGUUGCGGGGCCGUGCUGGUAGCAGAGAGGUGGCUGCUGUCAGCAGCACAUUGCUUCGACAUCUAUGGGGACCCCAAGCAGUGGGCAGCCUUCCUGGGCACACCAUUCCUAAGCAUUGCUGAAGGGCAGCUGGAGCGUGUGACGCGCAUAUACAAGCACCCGUUCUACAACCUCUACACGCUGGACUAUGAUGUGGCACUGCUCGAGCUGGCCGGGCCUGUGCACCGUAGUCAUCUGAUACGGCCCAUUUGCCUACCUGAGCCCGUGCCACGGCCUCCGGAUGGAGCACGCUGUGUCAUCACUGGCUGGGGCUCUGUGCGGGAAGGAGGCUCCAUGGCACGACAGCUACAGAAGGCGGCAGUGCGCCUCCUCAGUGAACAGACAUGCCGCCGCUUCUACCCAGUGCAGAUCAGCAGCCGUAUGCUGUGUGCAGGCUUCCCGCAGGGCGGUGUGGACAGCUGCUCCGGUGAUGCUGGGGGACCUCUGGCCUGCAGGGAGCCCUCUGGACGGUGGGUGCUAACUGGGGUCACCAGCUGGGGCUAUGGCUGUGGCCGGCCCCACUUCCCUGGUGUCUACACUCGGGUAUCGGCUGUGAGAAGAUGGAUAGGGCAGAACAUCCAGGAGUGACUGCCAUGUGCCUGCCCCGGCCCAGAUGCCAGAUGUGAAAGCAGCACAAACACCGGCCACCCAAUUCAAGGAGGAGCAUCCAGGUGGCAGGCAGUGGGUGGGGGGCUGUGGGCAACAAAGUGUGGUUUGACUGCAUACUUUCUUCCAAUAAACAGCCCUGCACCCUAGCUUGUUGGUUGG
Molecule: messenger RNA, 3336 nt
Organism: Otolemur garnettii (small-eared galago)
Lineage: Eukaryota; Metazoa; Chordata; Mammalia; Primates; Galagidae
Gene: TMPRSS9
Product: transmembrane protease, serine 9
Exons: 17
Coding region: 1-3156 (1051 amino acids)
Biological process (GO): proteolysis
Molecular function (GO): serine-type endopeptidase activity; protein binding
Source: RefSeq, a predicted model, not a curated record